UGGGGCUGGGACCCACAGCCACUGGAGGAUCGGAGGGCGAUGGCGGCGGAGCAGAGGACCUGGCCCCCUCUGGGUCCUCUCCUCCUGCUCCUCACCAUGGCAGCUGCAGGUGCCAUUGAGAUCAACCUUCAUCGUGUUGACAACGUAACAGUUAGGAUAAAACCUGGAUCUUCAGUUCUAAAAACCUGUGCAAUACGUAUAGGAGGAAGGCAACAUUUUUCUGAACAAAAAAUAUAUUCAGGACAACAGUCUGAUUUUACUUUUGAUUGUCAGACUCCAGAGAAAUAUUGGAUCUUGGUGGUAGAGAAGAACAUUGAUUGUAUGUCAAGACAGUGCCCUUUUGGUGAUGUCCUGCUUCAGCCUUCUGGAUUGCCACGCCUUAACAAGACCUUUGUUUGGGAGGUUAAAGCUGACCAGUUUAGUGGCCUUGAGCUGAAGUUCUCUCCUUGGUUAAGACAAAUUCUGCCUGGAGACACUUGCUCUGAUCAAGUCCUUUAUAACAUUGGCUGUCGUCUUGCCACAACCAGAGUCAACAUUGGAAACUUCUGCAGAAAUGGUUCUGUGUCUCGAGUGAAGGUGCAGGGGGGAGUUAUCUUGACUCUACAGCUUCCUUGGGAUUCCAAAGUCAGUGCCUCUGGUUUUAAGCUGGAAAGCAGAUCUUCUAUACAAAGAUUAAGCAUUAUUGAAUCCGUGCUUCAAAAUGAAUCAUCCACUAUGCUGAUGUCUGCCAACUAUCCACUGGGGUUUCCAGAAGAUGAACUCAUGACAUGGCAAUUUGUCAUUCCACACAACUUAAGAGCUCACGUCUUCAUCCGAAAUUACACUAGACCAAAUUGUGAACGGAAAUUUGAGAAGCUGGAAUACUUCUUACCUAAAUUACAAUCUAGCCAUGAGGUUAUAGUGUUAGGACUGGACAAGCCACAACCUACCAACAUUCCUGGUAGUUUUAACCUUUCUCUUCAGGGUUGUGACCAAUUUGACCGGAACCCAGGGGUCCUCAGUCUGCUUUUUGAAGUUGAUGUUCGGUAUCCUAAAAAUGAAGACAAUGUAACCCAUAUCAUUGACCUAAGGAGAGAGAAACACAUGAAUCUUACUAUUUAUUCAAAGCCAACGAAGCCUGGGUCUCUUCUGAAACAUGAACAUGGAUGCUUGAUCUGUAUUGAUUCUAAUAAAAACUGUAAACCUAAUGUGACCUUAGAAUCUGCCUUCAAAUACUCAGUCACCUUUAUGUGCCGAAAUCUGGAGAAUAUCAGGAUAAUAGCUGAGAAAUCUAUAGUUUGUUGGAAUUCAAGAAGUUGCCCCAAAGUCUUUCCUCUGGUUGUACCCCCAUCUCUUACCCAGCUGCCAAUACUAAUUGAGAGAUUUACAUGGAAACUCCAGGCUCCAGAAGAUCUCAACAUAGAAAUCAGGUCUCCAACCCUGAAACUGAAACAACAUAUACCACAGAGAGAGCAGCUAUGCCGGGGCAGUUAUAACUAUGCCAUUAAUGGCACCACCCCGGGGAAGAUACUGAGUUUUGGCAUCUUCUGUCCUGGGGGAGCCAUUGAAAAAAUUCAGAUGAAAGACAAUGUUACUAUAACUCUUAAGACAUAUGGGAGCAAGUGGUUCAAUGAGUCUCAGAAACAGGAUCUUCAGCUGUUCUUCGUGCCAGCUAUACAAGAAGAAUGUAUUUUCAGUCUGACUCCAGAUCCAAAAGCCAAAGUUUAUCUAGAGACUCCUAACUGGUUGGAAGGCUUGCCUUCUUUUAUGUCAGUGUAUUGGAACAUUAGUAUCCCAGGAAAACAAGUUGCGCAGCUAAAUUUCCUAAGUGAACGGAUGGGUGUAACUUGUGAAAAAGGCCGGGCUUAUAUCAAUAUUAGAGAACAGAAUUUGAAGGCAGAAGAAACUGUGUGUCGGGAGGAUCAGAUACUGCCAAAGAGUUUAGAAAUGCAUGACCGCUUCUGGAUGAACAUCACUAACUGUAAACCUGCUGCCAGACAGCUGCUGAGUAUGCAUUUCAUGGUGACACUUGUUCAGAAAAACACGGCACUGCCGGUUAUAAUAGGUGCCGUGGUUGGUGGGAUAGCAGUCCUAGCUGCUAUUGGGCUUGUCAUAUUCUGCAAGAAGAAAAAGAACAAGAAAAAGGAAAGCUCCACCCCAAUGGUGGGAGUGUAUAAUACCAAUAUCAACACCCAGUUACCCGUGCGACAGGGCAAGUUCAAGAAGGAUAGGAAAAACAAUGACUCUCAUGUCUAUGCGGUCAUUGAUGAAUCCAUGGUUUAUGGGCACCUGCUGGACAAAUCUACAAUACCAGAAACCGCGGAGGUAGGGAUGUACCAGCCCUUUUCCGGGCCCACGAGUACUACUCCCCCUUCCCCUCCUCCACUGAGGAAAGCAUCCAAAGUGCCCGAAAUGGAGGAGUCUUCAUUCAUGAUAAUGACUGACAACGAGAACUAUGCCUUUACACGCCGUUCACCAGGGGAACUCCAGGGCAAUGGUGAUGUGAAUGUGAGUGGCAAUGGAAAUGUGGGUAGCGAGCCCUUGCUUGAAAGCAAUGAACAGGAAAAUUCAGCAGAGUAACCUCUAUGCCAGUGACUUCCCAGGUUCAAAGAAGAUAUCAAGUCUUGACACUUGAAUCUGUGUAUGUGUUUAAAAGGAAAACGCCUCUGAAACCAAUAUUUUCUACUUUUCAUGUGAGGGUUGUUUUUUUUUUUUAAACAACAGUGGUUGCAGCUCUUUUCAGUUUUUUAAAUGAAAUUUCAGACCAUAAAUUGCCUUAGCAUGUUUCAUGGGAAUGUAAAUUUUGACUAUGGAAGGGAACAGCAAAGAUGCAUUUCCAGUCUUUGAUUAAGAACAGACUUUUUUUAAAAAAAAAAAAUUAAAGGCAGGAGAUCAGAUAUUGGAACAUUGUCAGAAACACCUAUUGAUUCCUAUCUAUCUUGGAAGAGAUAAGGUCUCAUCGAGCUGAAGAUUUUUAACUUUGCUACAGAAUGAAUGCUUAUCCCAAAUAACAGCAUAUCUUGAAGACAGCUCUCCUAACCAAAGCUCUGCCAAAUGAACAUUAGUUUUAUUAUUUAUGAGGUUUUAUUUCUCACUUUAUGUCCAAGUUACAGACAUCUUCACAACUAAAAAAAAUGGUUUUGCUGUUUGUAAGGAAAUAUUCAACUUAUCUCAAUUUUCUGUCAGUUGUGCUGUAUAUGUACAAUUGUAACUGCAUUUUUAAAAUUUCCAUUUAUAUGGAAAGGAUAUUGUGAAUUUUUAUUGAUUAUGGGUUUUUUUUAAAUGUUGAGGUAUUGCCAAGGAUGUAAUGCAAAGAAAUGUAUUACUCCAGCAUUAAAACUUGCCCACAUAAGGAGUGGGUUGUCAUAUGUUUGAUUGUCAACCUGUAGUGUCAUAUUAGUAUCAAAUGUGUGUUAAUUGUGGCAAAAAACCUCAGUGUCCUAUGAACAUCAACUCCACUACUCCUCAGACAGUAUAGCUCUCCAAUGAUAUUCAUCAACCUCAAAGUCUAGCCUAGGGUGAAGGAUGAUGGUAGUAGUAGUUUCUUUGUCCUGCUCUAUAGAUGUGAGAAAGUUACAUUGUAAAAAUAAGACCACUUUGUGCUUAUGAUGAAACAGUUGUUAUAUGCAUGCCCUCAGAUACAGAAAUGCUGUUAAAGAAAGCAACAGUUUUUUUGGUAUGGGUUACAAAUAGCCAUCACAGCCAAAAUGGUCACAAGUCAGUGUAUUUAAGCACUUCAUUCUGGAGUAUGCGUGUCACUGAUGGCUACUGGUUCCCAUGUUAGUGGGGCAAAGAGUCCAUUCCAGGUUUUUGCUAGUUUUAAAGGAAUUGUCCAAGUUGUUGAACCUUAGGAAUUAAAAUCUUCAGUGCACAUACUUGCCCCACUGACAUGGGGGCUAUCAGCUGCCACUGAUGGAUAUUGUGGAAUAUGCUCUGUUUUCCACUAAAUGCACAGCAUCCACUCAACCAUUUGGCUGGUUUAUUGUGAAUAAAACCCUGGAAUAAUGAUAAUAUGAUUGAAUACAAGUUAAGAAAGAAUGAAAAGAUAACAUCUUUUAUUAGCCUUCUAGCAAUUUUUUUUAUCUUGAAGAAAUAUACUUACCAAUUGUCAUACAAAUUUUUCACUCAAAAUUAUUCAGCACCUUACAUUUUGUGGCAAAGCAUGUUCACUGGAGCUUUCUGGAGGCUUCUUGAAAUCAGCGUUUCCUAACUCUACAUGAGCAUAUAACAAUUGCCUGAGCACCUCUUGCGUAAUUUCAAUGGCUCUUAAGCACAGUGUUUUUGUGUGGUUUUUACAAGCAGAAUUUUAAUCCGUCACAGAAUCUAGAAUGACUAGAACCCAAAGGUGUGGGAUGAUACUCAGUAUAUGUUAUGGGGAUACAAAUACCUCCCUCUUUUCAGAAGCAGCCCUCUCCAUGUUGCCUAGGCAGCUGAUCUUCGAAACUCAGGGAAAUAUCAGUAGUGAUUUCUGGCUUGCAUUAAGCUGACAAAGCAAAAUAGAGCAAUGCUAUGGCACUCAAACAAGUGCUUGCACAGCUGUAUUAAUUUGCAUAACCCAAUUAGCAUUACGUUUCAGACUUUUAAAUGCAUAUUAUAUUGAAGCUUUUAGCAAAGUUUACAUUGUUUACAUUAAUAUUUCAGAUUUUUAUAAAAUUAAUGCUCCCUGUAUCUCUUUACCAGCGCUGUUUGCGGGGCAGGUAUUUCUGAACUCUGAUAUUACUUGUGCUCUGUGCAGUUGCCCCUCUUCAGUUAAACAGAAGUCAGAUAUGGACUGGAUAUGCUUGGGUGCAGUCUUAAAGGGUUGUUUCAGUUACGUUUGCAAGACAAAAUCUAUCUUGAGACUGAUGUUUCAGGCUGACAACAGAAACCCCCUGUGGCACCCCUGUCAGUAGAUUUUAGCCGGAACUUUAAAGGAGCUAUUCAGUGUGCCAAACCUAUUCUGGAGAUAGGGAUCAGUACUCUGAAUAAGUUCUGUAAGUUUAGACUAAAACACAGAGAGCAUUCCCUGUCCCACUGUCCUGGGAAGUACUGGCAGUCAUUGGUAAACACUAGGCCACUGCAUGAGUCUGUGCUGAAUGGAGUUUUGUUUCAGGCACCCUCAGAAGAGAAAAGAAGAAGAAGAAACAGUGGCAGACGUUCACUACUAUUAAACGUGUGUGUGUGAACUGUAAAAUUUGUAUCAGGAAGUUGGGGCUGUGUUUUAUGAAAAUGUAAAAAGACACUACACUGGGUAUUACCUUUCUUGGAUUGCGUGGAACAUCAUUUCCUGGCAAUAUCACAAUUUUCCAAACGCAUGUUGUUUCUCAGCAGUAAGAUGACAUUGCCUUUUGGGUAAUGGGGCUGUUUCUGUAGCUUUCAUGCAUGCAGACCAUCAUGCAAUACAGUCUUCAUUCAAAUUACUGGAUUGUAAUCUCUUUUAACAGAAUUAUUCCCAUCUAACGUCUUACCUGGUUAUUAUUUUCUGCUCUGAUCAUUUCUGUUCUGCUAAUUUAUUCAGUGUAUAUAUAUUUUUCUUUCAUUUUUAAGAAAAAACAAGAUAUAAAGUAUUGCCUUAAUGUAGACAUAGCUGUUGUAAAUAUUUGUGAGAUUGUGUAUGACUGAAAUCCUCAAUGUAGUCAUAGAAGAAUGUACAUUUCUUAUGUUACUCUGACCUAAGUGUAAUAUAGUUGAUACAUGUGUUCUUUAUAAUGAAAUAAAUGAUGUUUGCCAUCAUAA
Molecule: messenger RNA, 5694 nt
Organism: Sceloporus undulatus (fence lizard)
Lineage: Eukaryota; Metazoa; Chordata; Lepidosauria; Squamata; Phrynosomatidae
Gene: CDCP1
Product: CUB domain containing protein 1
Exons: 9
Coding region: 40-2559 (839 amino acids)
Source: RefSeq, a predicted model, not a curated record